Dendronephthya gigantea is the source of this 807-nucleotide messenger RNA. Its product is annotated as late histone H2A.2.2. The transcript has a single exon. NCBI's taxonomy places the organism in Eukaryota, Metazoa, Cnidaria, Anthozoa, Malacalcyonacea, Nephtheidae. The coding region runs from base 60 to 470 and encodes 136 amino acids. The record is from RefSeq and is a predicted model, not a curated record. Gene Ontology annotation, molecular function: protein heterodimerization activity; DNA binding; structural constituent of chromatin. Gene Ontology annotation, cellular component: nucleosome.
UCGCCUAGUGACAAACAACAUCAAGAAUAUUUAAACAACUAAACAAGAGAUCAUUAGAGAUGUCUGGUCGCGGUAAAGGAAAAGCUAAAUCGAAAGCCAAGUCCCGCUCGAGUCGAGCGGGGUUGCAAUUUCCAGUUGGUCGUAUCCAUCGUUUGCUACGAAAGGGAAAUUAUGCUCAGCGUGUUGGUGCUGGUGCUCCGGUGUAUUUGGCAGCGGUUCUUGAAUAUCUUUCGGCUGAAAUCCUUGAGUUAGCCGGGAAUGCUGCUCGGGACAACAAGAAGUCCCGGAUCAUUCCUCGGCACCUGCAACUGGCAGUUAGAAACGAUGAAGAACUGAACAAAUUGCUCUCUGGUGUGACAAUCGCACAAGGUGGUGUCCUACCCAACAUCCAAGCUGUUCUGUUGCCCAAGAAGUCCGGUAGCGCAGCUCCAACCACCAAAAAAGUGAACUCACAGAGUCAAGAAUAUUAAAAAUUGUUUUAAUAGCAACCAAAAAAAAACAACGGCUCUUUUAAGAGCCAACAAUUCUCUAAAAGAAUACGAAACGAGAUUCUCGUUAAAUGAGUUGCCUAAGAUGGUGAUCACUGAUUACGGGCGAGCAUAUUGACCAAGUGCACUUAAUGUUUUAUGUGACUUGACGAUUUUGAAAUAUUGUGCUAAGAAGCGAAAUUUGUGAUUUCAAUUUGAGCUGACAAUGGCCAGGCUAGAGAAAGGGGGGAUGUUGAAGGUGCCAUGCUUCAGUUGUAAAUUUCUAUCCACAUUUGUAAAGUGUAAAUAUUUGUAAAAAAAAGUUGAUUUGUGGGUACUA